Molecule: messenger RNA, 1281 nt
Organism: Aspergillus niger
Lineage: Eukaryota; Fungi; Ascomycota; Eurotiomycetes; Eurotiales; Aspergillaceae
Exons: 2
Coding region: 1-1281 (426 amino acids)
Biological process (GO): dephosphorylation
Molecular function (GO): phosphatase activity
Source: RefSeq, a predicted model, not a curated record
AUGAUCUCCGUGUUGUUCUCCUUGCUGCUCUCCGCAGGGAAUCCCGCCCUCGCGGCCCGCGACACCUUCUAUCCUCCCCUCAACCACACUACCUACAUCACCAACUCCUCCGUCGGCACCUAUGGAGGUAUCUACAGCGCCCCGGCAGAUCAGACCAGUAGCCCGACACCACAAGAUGUCUACAAUUACUGUUCCAUGCCGCAUCCCCGUGCGGAGACCUACUCGCUCCCGCCUCCCGUCGCCAACCAAUCCGUCUCUGCCCGCCUAGUCUAUCUUGAAUACGUGCAGCGUCAUCAGCGUCGCACCCCCUACAACAUUCUUCCGGGCGGCGAGAACCAGGAAUAUCACUGCAACAACCUCCAGGCUCAUCUCUACGUCUCUCCAGCUUCCCAAGGUCCCACUCCAAUCCCCGUCUAUGGCCAAACUUAUUCCGAUCCCUCCAACCCAUUUUUGACAAACUAUGUCAAUGGAUCGUGUCAGUAUCCUCAAUUGACGAUUGGGGGCUUUCUGGAUGGCUAUCAGCACGGUCGCGACCUCCGCGCCGUCUAUAGGGAUCAACUGCAGCUAAUCCCAGCGUCACCGGACGAGGACAAUGGCAAGAAGAUCUGGCUCCGUUCAAGUACCUCGGCCCUCACCCAAGAAUCUGCCGGUGGGGUUUUGCGAGGUAUCUGGCCCGAAUACAAUGCACCCCUACCGCUACACCAGCAAGCUUCAGGGGUCGACACGGUCGACCAAGGAUACUCCUGUUCCGCUCGCAGCGAGGUUCUCUCCACCAUUGAGUCUACAGCGGAGUGGAACGAGCAUCUGACAGUGACCCAGUCGCUCCGUAGUCAGCUGGCGACCAUGUUUGACGCCGAUACCUCCAGCUGGAUGUCGACAUUUGACCAUUUCUCGGAUAAUUUCCAAGCCCGCCUCUGCAAUGGCUAUGAGCUACCCUGCAGCCUGCAGAAUGGCACGCAGUGUGCAACUGUCAGCCAGGCAAAUGAGGUUUUUCGUGCGGGCGACUGGGAAUGGAACUACUGGUGGCGACACAACGCAAAUGCUACUCGGUACAUCCAACUGGUCGAAGGUCUGUUCAUCGGAGAGAUUGUUCGCCAUCUAGAAGCGGUGCAGCAAGGGGCAUCCGAACUCGUGUAUAGCCACAGUUUCGUUCAUGAUGGAGACCUUGGGCCCAUCCUUGGCGCGUUGGGCAUUAAAGCGUUGCGGUGGCCAGGUAUGGGAUCGAACAUUGCUUUUGAAGUAUGGUACGUUUAUUUUGAUUCGGAACCUUCUCCCAAAUAA